Messenger RNA from Oppia nitens, 422 nucleotides. RefSeq names its product E3 ubiquitin-protein ligase NRDP1-like. Bases 1 to 327 code for a protein of 108 amino acids. Gene Ontology annotation, molecular function: ubiquitin protein ligase activity. The transcript has 2 exons. Gene Ontology annotation, biological process: protein polyubiquitination; ubiquitin-dependent protein catabolic process. NCBI's taxonomy places the organism in Eukaryota, Metazoa, Arthropoda, Arachnida, Sarcoptiformes, Oppiidae. The record is from RefSeq and is a predicted model, not a curated record.
AUGCCUGGUUAUGAUUGCGACCGAUUUGUUAAUCUAAGUCCAGCCGAUAGGGCUGAGCUAACCUGUAGUAUAUGUCAGGACAUAUUUUACUGUCCAGUUAUAGCCCAGUGUUGUCGCCAAACAUUUUGCGAAGACUGUAUCAACAAUUGGCUGUCGACUAACAAUACCUGUCCGUAUGAUAGAAAAACACUAACAACGGAGGCAUUAACCCGACCACCCAGAGUUAUGGUUAAUAUGUUGGGAAAACUUCAAAUCAAAUGUGAUUUCCGGGAUAAGGGUUGUACUGAUUAUAAUAUCAUUAGAGGAGUUGUCAAAUCAUGUAAUUAAUUGUCAAUACAAUACAUCAAACAGUAGUCUAUUGUCAACAACUUCAGUAAGAGAAGAGUCAUUGUUAAGAAAAAUACAUGAAUUAGAGUCCGAAA